Messenger RNA from Exserohilum turcica Et28A, 510 nucleotides. RefSeq lists its product as uncharacterized. The transcript has a single exon. Bases 285 to 440 code for a protein of 51 amino acids. NCBI's taxonomy places the organism in Eukaryota, Fungi, Ascomycota, Dothideomycetes, Pleosporales, Pleosporaceae. The record is from RefSeq and is a predicted model, not a curated record.
GCGUUGGAGGAGUGGGCGGCCGGAGCUGAGACGAUGCGCGCGUCCAUGAGGGCUUUUGUCGAGCCAUCGAGUGACCAAUGACGUCGGUCGCGUGAUGCAUCUCACCACCCGUUCCUGAGCGGAGCAACGCUGCUGCGACACAGCAACAACAGCAGCAGCAGCAGCAACAACAACAACGGCGGCCCAAACACCACGGGUAUGAGCAGACGAGAGCAGCGUGCGGCUCAAGUGCUAGCUUGCCACGGGCGGUGCCUGGGACGAUUGUCCUGAAGCCAUCGUCAGCCAUGCGAGGGGGGCCACGCACGCUCGCAGCCAUUGGCGUUGGGUGGCUCCUUCCCCGCAUUCUGAUGAUGCUCGCUGCUUCCCCGCAUUGGUCCGGCCAUUCACAUCUCACGCCCGACUUGCAUUGGGGCCCUCGAUAUGGCCAUCAAAUCAAGUGACCGCCGCCUGUGCCUCAUAAAGAGCCGCUGCUCCCCUCGCUCCUCUCUCUUCCUCCUCCUCCUCACUCAU